AUGAGGACUCCUGGUGAAGUCCAGCUACCUCCUGAAAAGAUAGUUGAUGUCUGCAUCAAUGGGCGAACUGUACAUGUCAAUGUUAUGCAGCCAAUGCAAGUACGAUUUGUUGAAGACAGCUCGCUUCCAUCAUCGAAACGUUCUGAUGCAGUAUUUGCAAGAUAUCGUGGAACUCGUAAUGCUGUGACUUUACCAAAACGAGGAGUGAGAGUAUUACAGCGCGUGGCUGGGACAACGUUUGUAUGCCCUAAGGACUACGUUAAGUUCAAGAUGAAGACAAGCGAGGAGUUGGACGCAUUAGUGGAAUACGAAGUAGAUGAAGAAGAUAUUGAGUGGUUACGACUGUUUAAUAAAGAAAUGAAGAACGAGGAGUUCCUGACUGAGGAGACCUUUGAAAAAGUUAUUGAUCGUUUGGAAAAAGAAAGCUUUUUCCAGUGCUCUAAAGGAGCAAUGGGUUUUUACAAUCAUUCUGUGGACCAAGAUGCAGAGUGCUGUAUAUGCAAUGACGGUGAAGUCAGUAAUGUUAACCAAAUCAUCUUUUGUGACAUGUGUAAUAUUCCGGUGCACCAGGACUGUUAUGGUGUUCCGUAUAUUCCUGAAGGAAUUUGGUUGUGUCGAAAGUGCCAGUUGUCACCAUCAUCACCUGUGGAGUGUGUCCUCUGUCCUAGUUCACACGGUGCUUUUAAACAAACUGUGGACGGCCGAUGGGCUCAUGUUGUUUGUGCAACUUGGUUGAACGAAGUACAUUUUGCAAAUAACGUUUUCUUGGAACCAAUUGACGGGGUUGAAGAAUCAUUAAGAAUACGACGGCGGCUCCGUUGUAUUGUUUGUAAGCAAAAGCGAGGAGCAUGCUUACAAUGCUCUAAGAAAUCGUGCACUCGAUCAUUUCACGUCACCUGUGCUCGCACGGCAGGAUUAGAAAUGCGUACAGUCACUAUAAAUAAACCUAAUUCCGAAUGCGACUUUAAAUAUUUGGCUUCUUGUCAUUAUCAUUCAUCCGCGUUCAAGAGAGAAGUUUCCUCUGGAAGUGACGUGGCGAAAAUGAAACGGAAAAUGGACGAGUUAAUGAAAAAAGCGAGAGAAAAACUGCAGGCAAGGUCUCACGAAGCACCACCUUUCUCUCUUCCGACUGUUUCGAGUCAGACGCUGUCGAAUAUCCGCUAUGAGGUUGGUAUUAGUGAGACAACCAUGCAGCAUGUGCAAAAAUAUUGGGAGCAAAAGAGAAGCGCUCGUUGCGGCGUUCCUCUUAUAAGACGUUUAAUGGUACCAACUAAAUCUUUUCAAAAUCACAAGUCUCAACGGGUAGAGGGUUCUAGCGAGAACGAUACUGUUGAGGAAACUAAUGAAAAUGCUUUUUCUGUUAUUAGGAACUGGCUGGAAAGAACUCGUUUAUUAUGUGAAUUGGUCAAAAAACGUGAAAAGUUAAAGUUGGAAUACGUAAGGUAUACUCACUGUGCCUCCAUGGUCAAUCGUUACACGAAGCCUCUUCAUAGUGUCAUGAGUGAUGUUCUAGAUAGUAUUACAAGCAAAGAUUAUAGCAAUGUUUUUGCUAAUCCUGUGACUGAUAAAGAAGUUCCUGGAUACUCCACCAUCAUUAAGAAUCCGAUGGAUUUGUCUACAAUGAGAAAGAAGCUUGCUCGUGGCGAGUAUAAAAAACUUUCCAAUAUAAAAGAUGAUUUUGUUUUAAUGAUGCAUAAUUGCUCAACUUUCAAUCGACACAAUCAGUGGUUUUGGAAGUAUGGACAUCGACUUAACAGGAUAGGUCUUAAAUAUUUUAAAGCUGCAGAACGUAACUUGGUACAUUUUUUUGUUUUUAAUGGAAGACUUUUGAUUAUUAAGCUCCUUAAAACACCGGAAACUUUAACUGCCAUCAGCAAUAUUGCCUUGACUCGCAAUGAAAGAUCAUGUGUUUGCGAUGAUCAACCAACCACUUCUGCAAAAUCUCCGAAGUCGGAUACAGAUACACCUGUUGAAAAUGACCGCAGAUUUGAAGUGAGUGUCAAUGGUCGUCGUGGUUGGAAAAGGACCCCUAUGGGGUUGUCAAACUCGCUGCCUUUGAAACGAGUGAAAAAUUCUGGCUCGGAUUUUUCAGUGGAGAUCGGUUACGACUUCCAACAUAAUGAUAUCGUUUGGGUAGAAUGUGAGGGUAAACGUCAGAUUGGUCGCGUUGUCGACUUACGUAUGAAAGUAAGUAAUAUUUACGUUUUAAUGGAUAACGAUCCGGUUGAUGACAUGAUUAAGGAGCGGCCUAAGGAUUAUUCUCAGCACACACUGGUGUAUUUCUUUGGGAAGCAGAAUUCAUGGUAA
Enterobius vermicularis (human pinworm) is the source of this 2307-nucleotide messenger RNA. The record is from the annotation of a GenBank genome assembly. NCBI's taxonomy places the organism in Eukaryota, Metazoa, Nematoda, Chromadorea, Rhabditida, Oxyuridae.